Molecule: messenger RNA, 7815 nt
Organism: Hyla sarda
Lineage: Eukaryota; Metazoa; Chordata; Amphibia; Anura; Hylidae
Gene: RAD54L2
Product: RAD54 like 2
Exons: 22
Coding region: 910-5178 (1422 amino acids)
Cellular component (GO): nucleus
Molecular function (GO): ATP-dependent chromatin remodeler activity; ATP binding; ATP hydrolysis activity
Source: RefSeq, a predicted model, not a curated record
AGAUGGCUGGUAUCUUGGGAUGGAUGAGAUGGCUGGUAUCUUGGGAUGGAUGAGAUGGCUGGUAUCUUGGGAUGGAUGAGAUGGCUGGUAUCUUGGGAUGGAUGAGAUGGCUGGUAUCUUGGGAUGGAUGAGAUGGCUGGUAUCUUGGGAUGGAUGAGAUGGCUGGUAUCUUGGGAUGGAUGAGAUGGAUGAAAUGACCAGUACCUGGAGAUGGUAGAGAUGACCAGCCCCAGGAGGUAAAUCAGGUGAUAAGUACUAAUAAUUCUGUCCAUGUUAAUGGAAGUCCAGGCUGAUUCUUGCACUAUGGAGGGAACCUGUCAUUGUGUUAAUACCAUGGUUGCCCCGGGUAUGACAGAAGAGACACAACUGUCCUAUAUAUUGUCACAUUGUGAGCAUUUCUUCUGAUGUGUCUCAAAGUUGUAGUUUUGUAUUUAAUAUUGUGGUAUAUGCAGUAGCCUGUGUCCAGGGGCAGAUGAUAUUCUCUCUGCUGAUGAAUUGACCUUUAUAUACUGUUCUUAUAAUACACUUGUGUGGUGAUACAGUCCACACAUCCGGUAUUAUAAUCAGUGGGACGUUAGAAUGAGGACACAUAUGGAUUACAUGUGGAUUUCCGUGCAGUCCCCCACCUUCCACUGUUAGUCCCCUGGGGCGGAACCUUUCUUUCAGGUCGGAACGUUGUGUGUCGUGUCCUGUGUUCCCGGCGGGGCGGUGCUCAACGGACAGGCCUGCAGGGACCGAGCGGAGGCGGGGGAGACUUGGAGAGGCCGGAAUACGAGUCAGGGAAACGGGGAGCACCGGGGCUGGAAAGAGAUCACGGGCUGAGGACAAGUCCGAACCCUGCAAGUGUAAGCUCCCCAAUUGUCCGAGCAGAAUGUCCAGGUAACGUGUUGCUCUCUGGAAAGAUUUGCAAUGUCUGACGCGUCCAUCUCACCAAGUGAACCAGACCUGGAGCCACAGGAAGAGGAGGAGGAUGAUGAUGAUGAAGAAGAUGAUGAUGAUGAUGACGACGAGGACGAAGAAGACGAGGCUGAUGAAGAGGAUGAAUUGGAUGAUGAGAAUGAUGGGGAUGAUGAAGAUGAAGCACCUACCAAGAAAGAAAAGUCUCAAAGUGCCGCAUUGGGUGCAGAAAAUUCUGAACACGGCACCAGUGGCGAGGACGAAUGGAAAUGCUCAUCUACCUCAGAACAGAACGAUAAAGAUGGAAAAACAUCUAAAAAUGAAGAGGAUAAGAAUAAACGCUCACAGAAGCCUAUCAACAUGAGGAGGAACAUCAGGAAGCUUCUACGAGAAGAUCAGUUAGAGGCUGUGACAAAGACCGCUCAACAGGAGGAGCUAGAAAGACGUAAACGUCUGGAGCAGCAGAGGAAGGAUUAUCCUAUACCCCUUAUCCCUACAUUGCCUGGAGUCUCUCUAGACUUCCUUAAUGACGAGAUCGAGCUGAGGGCAGCGGAUGUGUCACAACUUGUGGGGAACCAGGAGAUCAUCUGCCUGGACAGCAGCAGUGGGGACAGUGAGGACGAGUCACAGAGGAAAGUUUUAGGUCCAAAGGAUGAGGUGAUUGAGCUGAGCUCGGGGGAGGAGGAGUCUCUGCAGAUUGUGGACAGUGGAGAUUCCACUAAUGAAGUUGAUGAUUCUGAUCUUGCUUGUGAGAACAGUGGCUCCCAUGUCAAUGAUGCUUUGAACCAGCCGGAUCCUUUUGGACAGGUCUUGGUUAAUAUCAACCACCCACCCAAUGAAAAGGACCUUUUCCUGGCACCUCAACUAGCACGAGCUGUCAAACCACACCAGAUUGGAGGCAUCCGCUUUCUAUAUGAUAACCUUGUGGAGUCUCUGGAGAGAUUUUCCAGCAGCAGUGGCUUUGGCUGUAUCCUGGCACACAGCAUGGGAUUGGGCAAGACCCUGCAGGUCAUCUCAUUCCUGGAUGUUCUCUUCCAGCACACGCAGGCAAAGACUGUGCUUGCGAUUGUACCGGUGAACACUCUGCAGAACUGGCUAGCUGAGUUUAACAUGUGGCUUCCUGCUCCUGAGACAUUACCUCCUGACCACGAUGCUGAGUUCCUUCGACCACGAUCCUUCAAUAUUCAUACACUGAAUGAUGAGUUCAAAACAACAGCUGCUCGAGCCAAAGUUGUGAAUGACUGGGUAACAGAUGGGGGUGUCCUCUUAAUGGGGUACGAAAUGUACCGUCUCCUGUCCCUCAAGAAAUCUUUCACUGUGGGCAGAAAGAAAAGGAGCAAGAAAGCAGCUGGGCCUGUGAUCAUUGACCUGGACGAAGAGGAUCGGCAACAAGAGAUGCUAAAAGGGAUGGAAAAGGCCUUGUCUCGACCCGGCCCUGACGUGGUAAUCUGUGAUGAGGGACAUCGUAUAAAGAACUGUCAUGCCAGCACAUCUCAAGCACUAAAGAACAUUCGGUCCCGGCGGAGGGUGGUCUUAACGGGAUACCCUCUGCAGAACAACCUCAUUGAGUACUGGUGCAUGGUGGAUUUUGUGCGCCCGGACUUUCUGGGCACGAGGCAAGAGUUCAGCAACAUGUUUGAAAGGCCCAUCCUCAAUGGACAAUGUACAGACAGCACACCACAGGACAGACGCCUCAUGAGGUAUCGCAGCCAUGUGCUUCACAGCUUGCUGGAAGGCUUUGUGCAAAGGCGUGGACACACUGUUUUAAAGGCUCAGCUCCCUUCUAAAGAAGAACAUGUGAUCUUGGUUCGUCUGUCCCGGAUACAGAGAGCCCUGUAUACAGAGUUUAUGAACAGAUUCCGGGAUGCUGGGAAUAGUGGAUGGCUCGGUCUUAAUCCCCUGAAAGCUUUCUGUGUGUGCUGCAAGAUUUGGAAUCAUCCAGAUGUUUUAUAUGAGGCUCUCCAGAAGGAAAACUUGGCCAAUGAGCAGGAUUUAGAUGUUGAUGAUCUUGGAACAAACACCCGAUGCCAGUCCCAGGGUUCAAAAGUCAAAGUGGAAACUGGGGCCUUAGGGGCCCUUAUGGGAGAAGCUGCCAACAGCAAGCUCCUACAAGGCAUGGGCUUCAAUCCCAGCCAAGAGAAAGCCAAUCAAGUGGUUACAUAUGAAUGGGCCAAGGAGGUUCUAUAUGACUACCAAACUGGCUUACUUCAAAACUCUCCGAAGAUGGUUCUGCUGUUUCACCUGAUUGAGGAAAGCAUGAAACUGGGUGACAAAAUCUUAGUGUUCAGUCAAAGCUUGUCUACACUUUCCAUCAUUGAAGAUUUUUUAGCGAAGAGACCAAUGCCAGCUACACCCGGAAAAGAAAGUCAAGAGAGGAGCACCUGGGUCAGGAAUGUCAACUAUUACAGAUUGGAUGGAAGCACUUCAGCCUCAGAAAGGGAACGCUUAAUAAACCAGUUCAAUGACCCUGGCAAUGAAAAUGUCUGGCUGUUUUUGCUGUCUACACGUGCUGGCUGCCUGGGUGUCAACCUGAUAGGUGCUAACAGAGUAGUUGUAUUCGAUGCCUCAUGGAAUCCAUGUCAUGAUGCCCAGGCCGUGUGUCGUGUGUACAGAUAUGGUCAGAGGAAACCUUGUCACAUAUACCGUCUAGUGUCUGACUUCACCUUAGAGCGGAAGAUAUAUGAUCGUCAGAUCACCAAGCAAGGAAUGUCAGAUCGUGUAGUUGAUGAUCUCAACCCAGAUGUAAAUUUCACUCGACGAGAAGUGGAAAAUCUGCUGCAUUUUGUGGAGGAGGAGCCGGAUCUGUCCCGCCAGCAUCUGGAACCCUCUAAAUUUAAUGAGAUAGUGUUACAGAAAGCUUGUAUAUUAUACCCUCACCUCAUCACAAAGGAUCCUUUCCAACAUGAAUCUCUUCUCCUGGAUCGUAAGGAACAAAAACUGACACUGGCUGAGAAGAAAGCAGCAAAACGAGGUUAUGAGGAGGAGAAGAGGGCUUCUGUGCCCUACACCCGGCCAUCCUAUACCCAGUACUACCCAGCACCAGACCACAGCCUGGCAAACAUCCCAGCGUUUAACCAGAGAAACUGGCGUCCAUUGCUGAGGACAGAUGAGAGGCCGGUGGCCAGUGUCCGACCUCUACAAUCAACACCAAUUCCUAUGAUGCCCCGGCACAUGCCUGCCAGUCAUGGUAGUUCUGCCUCCAGCUCUGUCCCCCCCUUUAAUUUCCCAGUAAACUACCUACAGAGAGCGGGGGUUCUCGUUCAGAAGGUUGUCACCACCACAGAUAUUGUUAUACCUGGAAUGACCACAUCCACGGACGUUCAGGCAAGAAUUAGUGCGGGUGAGAGCAUUCAUGUUAUCCGAGGCACAAAAGGAACCUACAUCCGUACCAGCGAUGGGCGGAUAUUCGCCAUCAGGUCAAGUAGCAAACAGAAGAGUUCCGAACCGCGGCGUUCUACACAGUUAGGUUCCCAGGGACAGAACCUAGGCCAAGGCCAGUCUGGACCGUAUAUGAGUAAUGGGCGCCAUAGAUCUAGUCCCCCUUCCCAAGACAAUGAGGAGCCUUCACGACCACUCUCGCCAGACAGCCCAGAGAUUCUGAGUGAGCUUCAGCAGUAUGCACAGGCAGCAGUUUCUCGUAGCUCUCACAGUACCCUUCAACUUCCAAACCCAAGCCUUCAGCCUCAAGGUCUCAUUCAGACACCCAAAUCACAGUCCAGAAAGCGCAAGGAGCCACCAGACCAAUCCAGCCAAUGGUCAUCCAGCAAGAGGCACCCCUUCAGCCAGCUGCCUUACCCUGGUUUGGCAGGUUUUGGCAUCAACCCCUCCUCGCUGAACCACAGCUUAUCCAGAGCGGCGAACUCUGUGUAUAUGGGGGCAGGGGGAGGUGCCACCCACUUUCAGCUGCCCUCCUUGCUGUCGGACGCACAGUUAGGCCUCCCAAUGGUUCCUGAUCCUCUACUGCCCCCCACCUCGGGCACCUCCUCAGCCCCUUCAAGUGUGCCCCCAUACCUUUUGUCUCCUUCUUUUUCUCUGCCCUUCACACAGCCAUUGCCAGCUCAGACACGAAUGUUUGCCCCAUUUCCAUCUUCAGUGCUAAACCGAGGACUCUCCACUAAUAGCGCAGCAUCGACCUUCCCUGGCUACCUCAACUCCCAGCCAAGCUACCAACCUCCAGCUGCUGGAGCUGCAUCCCACCCCCUUCCACUGGGAGAGGGACAGCCAGAGUCUAGUGAGGAAGAUGGGAAAGAUGAUGACGUUGUGGAGGUAACAGGGAAAUGAGAACUUUUGACACGUUGCCACCAGGUGUUGGCAGAGGACUGUGCCUCCCCUCACUCCACGGCGCUGGAUCUUCAGUUGUGGGGGGGGGGGGGGCUACAGUGCCCUGAACAAGUGCUGCUGGGGUAACAAGCACAGUUUCAUCAUUCUUGUCAUUCCACGGGGAGAGGACAGGACAGAGGGCAUAUUUCCUCUCCCUCUAGAUCUUCUAGCGACCUCCCUGAUAAAAAUGAGUGUCAGUUGUUGGACUUCCAAAUAAACUUUCCUUCCUAAACUCUUUCUUACACCCAAACAACAUGUGGGAAUGUCUCCUAAUUUGACCUGCGCAAGGAGAGUCCAUGUUUGUCAGAUGUCCAACAUCACAGAGCGGCAGAUUUAAUCAAAGCAGCACCACUGUCCUCUUUAGCCAGAUUUAGUCCGUGUUGAGAAGGGGAAGGGUACACUGGUGUCUGAUUUGCAGCUUUGGAAAGUCUCCUAAUGUGUCCAUUGGUGUUUGAAUAAUACCCAGAGUUCAGGUCAUUGUGCUGGAUUCAUCUGCAGCCUCUUGAGACAAGGCACUGCAGUCAUACACAAGUUACGUGCGUGUAGUCAGAAAGGAAGUCGCUUCUAAAGAAGUUUUGUGAAGAAAUUGCAUUAAAAUUAGUUGCAGAUUAAAUUAAUCCAACAGGUAGUAAAAUACUUUCCACUGUAAUUCCUUGGCAGUGAAGGGGUUAAAGUGUCCUGGUCCUUCAUGUAUAUUACUGUAUUUCUUUUAUACUAUAUCUUUUUUUUUUUUAUAGGAUUUCCCUCAGUCACAUUAUAUAAAAUACGGAAUCUCACAGCAGGUUUGUUGAGUUCAAGUUUGGAGUCGAGUUAAAUUGGGUGGGUAGGGGGCAAUCUAUCCAAGGAGGAAAUGGUGAUGAGAUUCCCUGAUGAACAAAAAGUCACUGAAUUUAUAUGUAUUAUUUUUAAUAAUGUUAGAAAUAAAUGUGGGAAGGGGGCCUUAGAUGUAAAUGUUUCGCUCAUCCAGUCAGUAGGUUCAGCCCUAGUAACUCUUCAGUCCACUCACUGUUCCCUGGAGUAUAAAAUAUUUAAUUCCUAGAAUAAUCUUCUCUCCAAAAUUGUUAGUCUUUUCAAUUCAGGUUCUCUGUUCUUUCUGUUGCUGGGAAAGCUGGGUGUCUUUAAAUACGUUUUUAACUCUAGCCUUGUACUAUUUAAGGUGCAAACAACAACCAUUUUCUCCAUAUAUCUUUAUUGAAAUGUUUUGUUUGUAUAAUGUGGACUCUUAACUUUUACAUACAUGUAGCACAGGCUGAUGUGUCUCAUUUAUAGUAAAAUAUGCCAGAGAAAAGCCCCCUUAUGUCUCCAGCCCUUACCUCCAGUCUCAAAUGAUGCUACAUUUUUAAUAAAGAACAGUUUUUAUUUUUAUAUAUUUUUUUCAUCAAAACAAGGCUUUAAAACAAAAUAAAGAAAAUAUAUUCAAAGAUGUCAUAGCCUUUAAAGCUCCCACAAGACUUCUUACCCAGCUUUCCAGUGGGGCAGACAUGUGAGGGAUUUAUGUGAGCUAAAUAAAUUGAGCUAAAUUAAGUGCCACACAGGAGCCUAGGAAAGUCUACAAAAUUGUAGUGAGGGUUGCAAUGGUAUUUACCCAGCUUUCCCAGCUAUAACUAAGUGAUAACUAAACCAAAAGGGGAUAACUACUCUGGACUUCAGCUGACCUGAAAUGUGACUAGGAAUGUUCUAUGAUGAUGAUGAUGCGCCAUAUUUACUGGAUUUUAUUAUGUUUUCCACUAUUAUUUUCCCUCUGUUAUUUGCACAUUUACUAAUAAACUUUAGAAAGGGACAAAUUGCAUAAACUCAAGGGGGAAUCUAUCAAUUGUUUGGUUUUUGUGUAGGUUUUGGCUAAACAUUUGGCAAAAAUGCUACUUUUUGCACCAAUUUUAUGGUGAAAACAUUAAUAAAUCCUCCCCUUCCCAAAUGUCUGUAAAUUCUUUCCUGUACCUUAAAAUGUACAAUGUAGUGAACAGUGUCUCUGGGGUUUAGAGUCUGCAUCAUGGUUUUACCUGUGUUAUUCUAUGCUAUGGUGCUAUGUGAUCAAUGGACAGGCUACUUUAGUUAACCCCUCACUACUGCAACACUUCUGAAGGUAAAUGGAUGCUCGGGAUUAUCCCAAAGCAAGGAACCAGUUGUUAUAUAGCCCCAAUCUCUUUUCCGUUGUUACCUCUCAUACAAAUUUGCCAAAUUUAAUGUCUACUCCCCUUAUGUCUGCGCAGGAAACUCAGUCAGAGCUUGGCGACAAGGCUGAGGAAUGAGGCACCUGUACCUCAUUGUUCAGCGAUUUCUCCAGUUCCUGAUGAAUUACUAGGCCUCAUGUGCUCAAUCUUCUUCCCUGUGCGGAUAUGACAGGUUUGCUCCCUUGUGUCAGGAAUGGAAAAGAGAGCGUUUUCAGACCUCUGCGCAGUGUCAGGACAGUUAUUCUACAGCCGCUCACCUGUUUGUUUAUAGAUAUCUAUUUAUUUCUAUGUUCUCGUGCCCCAUGUCAUUUUUUUAAAACAUAUAUAUAUGGGAAAAAAUAAACUGACCAGUUACUCAAGGCUGUCAUGUUGGGGAGGUAAAUGGCUACCUGCCUUGUUUUCUUUUUUUGUAAAAUAAAUGUUAAAU